Messenger RNA from Eurypyga helias (sunbittern), 1192 nucleotides. RefSeq names its product synapsin-3-like. The record is from RefSeq and is a predicted model, not a curated record. The annotation marks the transcript as partial. Gene Ontology annotation, cellular component: synaptic vesicle; synaptic vesicle membrane. The transcript has 8 exons. Lineage: Eukaryota; Metazoa; Chordata; Aves; Eurypygiformes; Eurypygidae. Gene Ontology annotation, biological process: neurotransmitter secretion.
CUCAUAACUCCGAAUUUCCCUGUAGUAGUCAAGCUGGGACAUGCUCAUGCUGGAAUGGGGAAGGUCAAAGUUGAGAACCAGCAUGACUUCCGGGAUGUGGCCAGCAUAGUGGCCAUGGCAAAAACCUAUGCCACCACCGAGCCGUUCAUUGACUCCAAGUACGACAUCCGAAUCCAGAAAAUCGGCAGCAACUACAAGGCUUACAUGAGGACAUCCAUCUCUGGAAACUGGAAGGCAAACACAGGUUCUGCCAUGCUAGAACAGAUUGCAAUGACAGAGAGGUACAGACUCUGGGCGGACGCCUGCGCAGAAAUGUUUGGAGGGCUUGACAUCUGCGCUGUCAAAGCUGUCCACAGCAAAGAUGGAAAAGACUAUAUCAUUGAGGUGAUGGACAGCUCGAUGCCCCUGAUUGGGGAGCAUGUGGAAGAGGACAGACAGCUUAUAGCUGAUCUGGUUGUUUCCAAAAUGACUCAGCUUGCCAUCACUGCUGGAUCUACGCCGUCACCUCUGAGGCCUUGGCCUCCACAAGUUCAGCCUGCGGCAAUGAAAUCUCAGACUGGACCUCCGCUUGGACAGCUGUCCCAACCACGGCCUCCUCCCCAAGGUGGACCACGCCAGCCUCCGGGAUCUCAGCCUCCACGGACAAACGCACCUCCACAGCAGCGGCUCUCUCCUCAAGGACAGCAGCCCCAGAGUCCCCAGUCCACUUCUCCUCAGCAGCAAAGGUCACCUGGAUCUCCACAGCAAGUCCGAUCAGCAACCGGGUCUUCUCCAGUCCAGGCUUCCAAGGCAGGCGUGUUCCCUCCACAGCAGCCUAGGCCUCCUGCUCAAGGCCGAGCUCCUAGCCAGCCAAGCCCCACUGAAACGUCCAAGCAGCAAGCUGCCCCACACCCGCAUCUGAACAAAUCGCAGUCCCUGACAAACACCUUCAACAUAUCUGAGUCAUCUCAGCGAGGGAAUGCCAAUGAAGACGAAGCAAAAGCCGAGACCAUCCGCAACCUGAGGAAAUCAUUCGCUAGCCUGUUUUCCGAUUAACAGUCCCACAGCUGGAUCGAUGCUUUUGUCAACCCUCACUCUUCAUACCAGCAUACCUGGCGUCAUCCUAGAAUAUAUCCAGUGGUACCCAGCAACUGACAACUAACACCUGGGUAAAGGGAAUUUAGAGAACUAUAGUUGUUUUAAUGCAAAGAAA